Paramecium primaurelia is the source of this 1523-nucleotide messenger RNA. The record is from the annotation of a GenBank genome assembly. Lineage: Eukaryota; Ciliophora; Oligohymenophorea; Peniculida; Parameciidae.
AUGAUUAGAAACAAUGAAAUAUUAACAAAGAAUGAUAGACAAAAUUCUCAUCUAGAUUCAUACAGAGCAAAGUUUCAAAUUGCUGGAUAAACCAUUCUUAACGGUGAUUCUUCUUUUACUUAAGAACCUACUAAUAGAAAUAUCUAUGAAAGUAAUUCUUUAAAUUAAAUUUCAUAGCUGAAAAAACUAAUCAUUAGAGCAUUCUUUAAUAAAUAGGAUAUUCAGUUUCUUAAGAAUUGAAUUAAUAAGAAUAUUAAAAAAAAACAAAGGCAAGUCCUGUUUCAACAGAUUUUUAAUCUGCUCUAAAAGUAUCAAUAAAAGAUUCUUAAUAAAUUUCAAUUGUUCCAAGAGGAUAGAGUAUAGAAUUUUUCAAUAAUAAUGAUUAAUUCAUAACUACAUCUGAAAGUCCAUAUAACCCUUAGAAUAUAAGAAAAACAUUUCAAUAUUGUGAUGGGUCUUAUGAAUAUAUAAAUGAUAAUAUUCAAAGUGGUAGUAGUGAUUAUACACCAAAACCAAUAAAAAGUAUGAGUUUGUCAAAUAAGACAAUUUCAACAAAUGAUAUUCCAACAAUGAUUAGGGUAAAAUUUAAAAGAAUAAGAAAAUGCUUUUAGAUAAUUAAAGCACUUUUUAGAAUGAAGACAUUAUGCAAGUAAAUAUAUUAUUUAAAUAAUAGUUAAAAAUAAUCAUCUUGGAAUUUGUAAAUAGAUAUUUUAAAAAGAAAUUAGAAGAUUUUAAAAUAUAAUGAAAGUAUUACAAUAAUAAAAAUAAAAUAAUGGACUUAAAUGGUAUUUUCUAAGAUGAUUUCAAUAAUUCAGUAGAAAAAUUUAGAAAAACAAAAAUUGAAUUUUAUUGUAAAAUUUUAGUAUUAAUAAAAUUUAUAGGAUUAUCCUUAAACAAUGACAUCAGUUGAAAUUGAUUAGGCAAUAGUAUUUAUUUAAAACAGUUUUACUUUUGCAAUGUCAAAUUUAGUAGUUAUGACUACAGGUAAAUAUUUAUUAAAUGAAUUGAAUUUAUAAAUGCAUUAAGAUUAAUAUUUUGAAUAUCGUAAAUAAUUCAAUAAAUUUGUAAGUGAAAGAGCAAAUUAUUUAACUAAAGAAUAUACUUAAAUGAAUGAAUAAGAAAAAUAAUUAGUAUUUUGUGAAUGCAUAAUAAUUCAUAAUUUAAUACCAAGUUUAUUAAAAUUAACAAAUAGUUUGGAAUAAUUAAAAUGUAAUAUACCAAAUAUAGAAUUUUUGAUUAGAUGUAUAAUAUCUCUAUUUUAAUAUUUCUUUAUUAUUCAUUUUUCUGAUUAUCCAAAAAUAGAAAUGAAGAAAUAGAAUAUUAAAUAUACUUAAUAUUAAUUAAUAAAGAAUGGAUCAUAAUUGAUUUUAAAUUAAAAUUAAUAAUUAAAUUCAGAUGAAUUUAUUAAUGGAAUAAUAUAUACAUAAGAAUAAAUGUAAUUAAUAUUAUAGAAAGAGAGUUGGUUUUAAAAGAAUAAAAAAAAAAUGAAUAUAAUUUCGUAAAAUCUUGGUUUUGUAGUUUGA